Messenger RNA from Brenthis ino (lesser marbled fritillary), 1512 nucleotides. NCBI's taxonomy places the organism in Eukaryota, Metazoa, Arthropoda, Insecta, Lepidoptera, Nymphalidae. The record is from the annotation of a GenBank genome assembly.
AUGCUAGGACGUGGAAUUACAACAAUUCGUUCUAAAGAUUGGCAAAGUGUUGUCGGGUUAGAGGUGCAUGCACAAUUAAAUACGGAAUCAAAACUCUUUUCUGGUGCUGAAAAUACAUUUGGUGGCUUAGUGAAUAAUUGUGUUGCGUUAUUUGAUGCUGCUAUUCCGGGAACUUUGCCUGUUCUUAAUCAAAAAUGUGUAAAACUCGGCGUAUUGACAGCCUUAGCUCUCUCCUGUAAGAUAAAUGAAGUAUCGAGUUUUGACCGUAAACAUUACUUUUAUGCAGACUUGCCUUCUGGUUAUCAGAUAACACAACAAAGGGCCCCUUUGGCUAGUGAUGGAGUUAUUAAUUUUCAGGUUUUCACACCAGGUGUUCACAAAAAACCAUACAAUAAGAGUUCGAAGAUAAAACAAAUUCAGUUAGAGCAAGACAGUGGCAAGUCACUACAUGAUGCAGAAUUAAAAAGAAGUCUAGUGGAUCUCAACAGGGCAGGGGCCCCACUUAUUGAACUUGUAUUUGAGCCUGAUCUUGAGGAUGGUGAAGAAGCCGCGGCUCUGGUAAAAGAGCUUGUAUUAAUAGUACAGAGGCUAGGUGCAUGUACAGGGCGUAUGGAAGAAGGAGCAUUGAGAGUGGAUGCCAAUGUCUCUUUAAGACGUUUUGGAGAUCCACUUUCAACACGCACGGAGAUUAAAAAUAUAGGAUCAGUGCGUGGAGUUGCGGGCGCGGUCAAACAUGAAAUAGAAAGGCAACGUCAAAUAUUGAAAAAUGGCGGUCGCAUUAUAAAUGAAACUCGUUCAUGGGACGCCACCGCUAAAGUAACAAUACCCAUGAGAGAUAAAGAAGUUGUCCAGGACUACAGGUACAUGCCAGAACCAAAUCUUCCCCCAUUACGAGUCAAUCUCAAAACAAAAGAUGAUAGUGAAGAUGUUAUAAGUGUCCCAUUAAUUAAAGAACAAAUUCCUGAGCUACCAGAAGAAUCUAGAAUAAAAUUGAUAAAUCAGUAUGAACUACGGCCUGAAAUGGCUGUGCAACUCGUCAACGAACCUGUUUUAUUAGACAUUUUUACAAAUAUAACCGUAGAAAAGUCUAGAAACCCUACAAAAGUUGCAAAUCUUCUCCUAAACGAUCUUUUAACAGUACUUAAUAAGAAAAAAAUAGACGUCGAGUAUUGUCCUGUAAAUUGGAAACAAUUAUCAGAUAUUAUAGACUUGUUAUUGUCAAAGAAAAUUAAUUUAGAUGUUUGUCGUAAAGUUAUCGAGGAACUUGUUCAAGGCUCCAAUUUAUUGCCCAUAGAAAUAAUUAAAUCGAAAGGCUGGUUAGUGAUAACUGAUGAAUCGGAAAUUUUAAAUAGGUGUUUAGAUGUGAUUAAUAAUAAUCCUAAAUUGGUGAAGCAGUAUAAAGAUGGGAAAAUUAAAGUAUUUAAAGCUUUAUUAGGUUUAUUGGCUAAGAGCACAGAUAAUAAACUCGAUAUGGCAAUGGCGUCCAAAAAAAUGGAGGAGCUGCUAAAGAAA